Xenopus tropicalis (tropical clawed frog) is the source of this 1002-nucleotide messenger RNA. RefSeq names its product olfactory receptor family 15 subfamily H member 3 (gene or15h3). The transcript has a single exon. Gene Ontology annotation, biological process: detection of chemical stimulus involved in sensory perception of smell; signal transduction; G protein-coupled receptor signaling pathway. Gene Ontology annotation, molecular function: G protein-coupled receptor activity; olfactory receptor activity. Bases 1 to 1002 code for a protein of 333 amino acids. The record is from RefSeq and is a predicted model, not a curated record. Gene Ontology annotation, cellular component: membrane; plasma membrane. NCBI's taxonomy places the organism in Eukaryota, Metazoa, Chordata, Amphibia, Anura, Pipidae.
AUGCAUUCAUCAUCAUCAUCAUCAACAUCAUCAUCACGAUUCCUAUUGCAUUUAGAAUCAGCCCCUUUGGUUCAUAACAGCAGUGCUGAUGGAUUCCUUAUCAUGGGAUUUUCAGACUCCCCUGAGCUACGAGGGCCACUCUUUUUGAUUUUUCUGCUCAUCUACCUGGUGACUUUGUUGGGAAAUCUAAUAAUAAUAACUUUAAUCUCCACUAACGCUCACUUACAAAAGCCCAUGUAUUUUUUCCUCUGUAACUUAUCAUGUUUAGACAUCUCAUAUAGUUCCGUCACUGCCCCAUAUUUGCUGCACAUUUUCAGCACAGGCGAUAAUAACAUCUCCUUUACGAUGUGCAUGGUCCAACUUUACUUCUUCAGCUCUUUAGCAACCAUGGAAUACAUGCUGCUCACCACUAUGGCAUAUGACCGGUACAUGGCCAUCUGUAAACCCUUAUUUUAUCCCCAGGUUAUGAACCAAAGGACAUGCAUAUUAUUGGCUGCUGCUGCUUGGAUAGGUGGGUUUGUAUCUGCAACUCCAGUAACCAUCCUCAUUUCUACUCUCAAUUACUGCUCAUCGAACAUCAUCAAUCAUUUCUUCUGUGACCUCACUCCCUUGCUGAAGUUAUCCUGUGACGAUACGUCUACUAUUGAGUUAAUAAUAUUUAUUGAAGGUUUCUUUCUCCUGUUUGGUUGUUCUGUCCUUACCAUGAUGUCCUACCUAUUCAUAAUAUCUGCAAUUCUCAAAAUAACCUCCACUCAGGGAAGAUACAAAACUUUCUCCACAUGUGGAUCCCACCUCACUUCAGUUACAGUCUUCUAUGUCUUGAUGAUUUCUGUUUACCUAAGACCAGCUUCUGUAUAUUCAUUGGCUGAAAGCAAGUUUAUUUCUGUUCUCUAUAUGAAUGUCAUACCCAUGCUAAACCCCAUUAUAUACAGCUUGAGGAAUAAAGAUGUGAUAAAGGCCUUAAAAGCAAUUAGUGGAAAUGCACAGCAGAUGAAUUAUUAA